This is a messenger RNA of Neocloeon triangulifer, 2791 nucleotides long. Its product is annotated as SCY1-like protein 2. Gene Ontology annotation, molecular function: protein kinase activity; ATP binding. Lineage: Eukaryota; Metazoa; Arthropoda; Insecta; Ephemeroptera; Baetidae. The coding region runs from base 207 to 2591 and encodes 794 amino acids. The transcript has 12 exons. The record is from RefSeq and is a predicted model, not a curated record. Gene Ontology annotation, biological process: protein phosphorylation.
UCACAAAGCAGCUGUUUCACGUCAAAACUUGUGGUCAAUUUUUGGGGAGUUUUUCCUCAAUGGGAAAUGCAUAUUUUCUUCCGAAAUUUGCAUAAAAAUGUGGUAUUUUAACAUUCGAACUGAUUUUUUAUGAAACAUUGAAGUCGAUUUUUUCACCUUGGUGUGUCUCGCGGGGUGAUUGCAUUAUUUUGAUUACCUGCAGCGAUAUGGACGUGUUCAACAAAAUCUGCAACUCGGUGGCGGGCACGGUGGCCGGGACGGUGAACCAGCUGAGCAACGCCCUGCCCGGCAACCCCGUGACCAGGGAGUACGAGGCGACCAAGCUGAUCGGAAGCGCCGGCCCAGGUCUGCUGUGGAAGAUCUACUCGGGACACAAGAAGUCGACCAAGCAGGAGGUGGCCGUGUUCGUGCUGGAAAAGAAGAGUCUCGAGCGGUACGUCCGCAAGUCGGACAGGGAGGCCGUCCUGGCCAGCUGCAGGCGCGGCGUCUCGCAGCUCACCAAACUCAGACACCCUCGGCUGCUGGUCGUGCAGCACGCCCUCGAGGAAUCCAGGGACAGUCUGGCGUUUGUUUCGGAGCCGGUUCGAGAGAGCCUGGGCAACCUGCUGAAGACCGAGGACGCGCUGUUCCCGGUCGAGGUCAAGUACGGGCUGAUCCAGCUGGCCGAGGCGCUGCAGUUCAUCAACAAGGAGGGCCGCCUGCUGCACCUGAACCUGUGCCCUGAGAACGUGGUGGUGAGCGCGUCCGGCGCGUGGAAGUUGGCCGGCUUCGACUUCAGCUCGGCGGCGCUGCCCGCGGCCGAGCAGCCCACCUGGAGCGUCGACGAGCCCGACUGGUCCCUCCCUGCCGAGGGCCGCCCUUUCUCGGACGUGACGGCGCCCGAGCUGAGCCUCAGCCUGUCCGCAGGCCCCGCUUGCGACAUGUUUGCCCUCGGCUGCCUCGCCUACGCCGUCUUCAACAAGGGCAGGCCGCUCCUCGCCAGGGACUCGGACGCCCAGGCUGCCUCCAGGAACCUCCACAAGUUAAAACAACUAAAUGCCGCACAGUUGGCCUGCGUUCCCGAAGGUCUGAGGGACUACGUCAAGUUGCUGCUCAACACAAAGCCUGAGCUGCGCCCUGACGCACACCAGUUCACUCAGAUUGAGUACUUUCAAGACGUGUCUGUCAAGACCCUGAACUACCUGGACUCGCUUUUCCAGUGGGACAACCUGCAGAAGUCGCAGUUCUACAAAGGCCUUCCGCAGAUUCUGCCGCAGCUGCCGCACCGCGUCUGCCUCCUGAGGGUGAUUCCGUGUCUGGCCAAGGAGUUUGUCAACCACACCAUGGUGCCGUUUGUGCUGCCGAACGUGCUGCAAAUUGCGGAAAAGUCGACCAAGGAGGAAUUCACCCAGUUCAUCUUGCCUUCGCUCCUUCCAGUUUUGAAAAUUGUCGAACCGGUCCAGGUGCUGCUGAUUUUGAUGCAGCGCAUGGAGCUGCUGCUGAAGUUGACCCCAGCAGAGUUUGUGAGGUCGGACGUGAUGCCCGUGAUGCACAGGGCGCUCGACGCCCUGGACCAGCAGGCGGCCCAAGAGCUCUGUUUGGCCGCCUUGCCCGGCGUAGCCGCCCUCAUAGACUACCCGGCCAUGAAAAACGCCCUCCUGCCCCGAAUCCUCAGGGUCUGCAUCACCACCCCUCACACUUCCGUGCGAGUCAAUUGCCUGGUGUGUCUGGGCAAGUUGUUGGAACACCUGGACAAGUGGCUCGUCUACGACCAGGUGCUGCCCUUCCUGCCAAAGAUCACCUCCAGAGAGCCUGCAGUCCUCAUGGGAAUUCUAGGAGUUUACAAACUGGCGAUGACGCUUCCUAAGCUGGGCAUCAGCAAAGAGGUGCUGGCGACGCAGGUGAUUCCGUUCCUCUUCCCCCUGACCGUGGAGAACUCGCUGACCCUGAAGCAGUUCGGCAUGCUGAUGGGUCUGCUGAAGGAGAUGACGGCGCGCGUCGAGUCCGAGCAGCGAGAAAAGCUCGAGCAGAUCAGCGGUCUGCAGAAGGAGCAGCAGCUGGCGUCGCCACUGGCGGCGCCUCCGGGCCAGCUGGUCAACGCGGCGCCACCCCAGUCAGAACUCGACUCGUUCUUCUCCUCCCUGGGCAUCAACACCGCCUCCGAAACCACCACCCCUGCUCCGAAACCCUCGAUCGCAACUUCCCCCUCCCCUGCAGCAGCCGCCCUCACCCUCGAGGACAAGCAGAGACUGGCCAGUCAGCAGGACAUCAGGGUCAAGCCGGUGUCCUUGGUGACCUCGCCUGUGGCCCCGAAGCAGCAAAGCUCUUUGAUGGACGGAUUCCUUGAGACUAAUCUCAAGCAAAUGUCAUUCACGCAGCCGACAAAAACGCCAAUGCAGAAAAUCACUCCCACGCAGCCGGUCUGGAAUGCAACAAGCCCGAUGUCAGCGCCCAUGAACAACUGGUCGUCUCCUCCGUCGAUGGCUCAGAGCAACGGCGCCUUUCGCCAGCCGGUGAUGUCGCCGACCUCCCUGACGCAGCCUCUCUUAGGCGGCCAAAAGCAGUCGGCCAAGCAGCUGACGGCGGCCGAGCUGCAGGACUUUCUCAGUUAAAUUCUUAAAUUCCAUUCCAUUAUUUCUGUGACCAGAGAGAAACAGACUUUAUGUCUAAAUACGUUAUUUAUUUUGCUAGAGCAAAACCUUUGAGUCUAAUUUAGUCUGUAAAUUAGUUCAAAUUUUAUUUUUUAUCAUUCACUGCGGAAGUUUACGGUUCUAUGUGCAAUUUCAAUAUCAAAUUAUUGUGAAAUAAUAAU